Caenorhabditis angaria is the source of this 1435-nucleotide messenger RNA. Lineage: Eukaryota; Metazoa; Nematoda; Chromadorea; Rhabditida; Rhabditidae. The record is from the annotation of a GenBank genome assembly.
AUGAGUACAGUCAACACAUCAUCAUGCACUUUCCAACGAGAAAUGGCUACACAUAUUCUAUAUAUCAUCCCAGAGUCUCUCACAAUUUUGGCUGGAUUUGCAGCUUUAUCAAUAAUCACAUACUCCUUCGUUCGUUAUGGUUUUCGUCUUCUUUUCCAUCACAACGCCAAAAUCUUGAUGAUUCUUCUGACAGUUUUUUGCUUGAUAUUCUCAAUUGACGCGACGUUUGUUUGUAUAAUGCAAGUUUGGAAAGCUCUCACUUACAAAAAUGAUUGUGAUGUUGUUAUGUUGACAAGCUUCUGCACGUUGUUCAGAAGAACUUCACUGUGAGUUCAACUAUUAUUUCAUUUUGUUUUCCAGGAAAAUACUCUUUUUUUAGAACAUCAUUUGUUGGAUUCUCAUGUACACAGUUCUUUCAAAUGUUGGAGCGAUUAAUUGCUACAAUUAUGAAACAGAAAUAUGAGAGAAAUACACAGUGGUUGGGUGGAAUUCUAGUUUUGUUUUCGGUUCGUGGUUUUUUUUUGAAGUUUUAGUCAGAACAAAUUUGCAAAAUAGUGUUUAUUGAACCUGAAAUAAAAAGUUUGAUUUCUGUUGAACUCUAUAGUUCUGAAGAAAAAAUGUGAUUAGUUUUGUUUGCUUCGAUAGUUUCUGAAUUUUUUCAUAUUUAGUGUGAAUGGAGUUCAAUAACAAGUUCAAAAAACCAAACUAGGGAAAAGGGAUCUUCUGAAAACUCUUGGAAUUUUCACGUUCACAAUUUUUCAGAUCUUGAGUGCUCUUCUAACCAUCGAAUGGACUUUAUGGAACGAAGAUCCAUUAGAAGAAAUGACUCAUUGUCUAACAUAUUCAUCAUCUCCAACAAUCGGCCAAAGAAUGUAUCUUGUUUUUAACGCACUUCUAGUAAUCGACCUUAUUAUUUUAUGUGCAUUUUGUUUGUUGUAUAGACAUAAUAAGCGUAAAAUUUUGUGAGUUGACUAACUAGCUGAUGCGGGGGUUAAACAUGAAUCAUGUUUUUUUUUCAGAACUGCUGGAUUAGGGUUCAAAUAUCAACAACAAGAAAAUCUGCAAGUUCUGAGAGCGCUUUUUCCUAUGGUCUUGAUCAACACACUUUUUGUUUCCACAUAUAUUUUGAUUGCACUAAUUGCUAGAAAUUUCCGAGAUCAAAUGAGCACCAAAAAUUAUCGACUAUUCACACUAAACACAUUUGUAAGCUAUUUCGAAUUUUCAAAAAAAAAACUGCAGAAUUAAAAUUCAAAAAAAAUUUCAGAUUUUCCCAUAUGUCUCUUUACUUUUAUCGAUAACAAUGGUUUACACUAUGAAAAAAGAGCAUCAACGAAAGCUACAAAGGAUUCAUGCUUUGGAAAAAAGAGGAUCAAAGUUUAACAGUCAAUUGUAUUUUAAUAUGUAUGAGUCACAAUGGAGCAGAGUUCACAAAUAA